This is a messenger RNA of Cyphomyrmex costatus, 5398 nucleotides long. RefSeq names its product protein phosphatase 1-binding protein bifocal (gene bif). The transcript is spliced from 5 exons. Gene Ontology annotation, molecular function: microtubule binding. Gene Ontology annotation, cellular component: nuclear membrane; rough endoplasmic reticulum membrane. Gene Ontology annotation, biological process: chemotaxis; neuronal signal transduction. The coding region runs from base 1 to 3636 and encodes 1211 amino acids. The record is from RefSeq and is a predicted model, not a curated record. Lineage: Eukaryota; Metazoa; Arthropoda; Insecta; Hymenoptera; Formicidae.
AUGGCUACCGCCGGCAGCAACGCGACGGCGAGCGCCGGCAACGAGGCGAGCGGCGGUGGCGGCGGCAGCGGCAACGUGCCGCAGUGGAAGCGCGACUUGAUACAACGUCGCCGUCAGCAGAGCAAGGUCCUCGCGAACAACGGCGCGAGUGUCAAGUUGUGCAGCGCGGUGAUCGGCACGUCGUCGUCGUCGGUAACGCCCGACGGCAGCGGCGGCGUCGUCGCCAUCGAGCAGAGUGCAGCGACGACGGAGCAUCAUGCGGUUCGUGCGGCGCGCUUAACGCCGACGUCGGUCACCAGCGAGGACAGCACGGGGUGCAGCGGGGCGACCGCUGGUGGUAACAGUGGUGCGUUGCUCUCCUCUCCCUCCUCCUAUCCCGCGAGAAGGCCGCCGUCCGGUGGCGCCACCACCGCCGGCGGAGCACCAACAACAGCGGUGGCGGCAACGGCCGCGGCGGCGGCGGACUUUGCGUCACCGCUACCAGUCGCGUACAACAUGCGUCUCGAGGCGGAUUUGUCGCUCUGCUCGGACGCGGAGGAUGGCGGCGGCGGCGGCGUCGUGAACGGCAGCACGCCGGCUAAAUUCGCGGACGUCACGUCGUCGGAACGGAAAUUGCCGGAUUACGUACACGGCGAGGAGAGCGAGGACGCGGCCGCGAGGACAACGGCGGACGGCAAACCGGUGCUGAGAGCGGCCGCGAGAACGAGCGAGAGCAACGAGAGCAACGAGCUGUCGCGACAACGCGACGAGAUUCGCGCCGUCUUGACCGGAAGACGCGGCAUGGAGAUGUUCCACGGUGGUAACUUCCGAGUGCUGAGAAGCUCGCGCGUCGCACCACCGAGUCGCACCUCCAGCGAGGAAGCGGAGAGCGACAGCUCCGAGGAGCUGCAGUACGGGCCGGGGAUCGUCAACAAGCUCAAGUGCAAGUACCUUAACCUCACUCUACGCGAGACGAACAAGAGCCGCGGGUCGGUGCAGCGGUUCCGGCGCGCGGCCAGCCUCGAGGAUCUGUUGGACCGAGACGACGAAGAGUCCAGUCACGAGAAGACCACCGUCGGCAGGAACGUCGAGACCUUGAUGAGGUACAACAGCGUGACGGUUGACGAGACGGCGGCGACUGUUGCCGCCCGUCCGGUUCUGGUCGCUCGACCGGUGACGAACGGCGUGCGCCAGGAACCGGUCAACGACCACAUCAUUCUCGUGGACCGUACGUCCGUGAAGAUCGAGAGCCGGCUCGGUGAGCUCGAUCGACCGAAACCCAUCAACAAGCCGAAGAGGAUCAAACCGGUGCUGGCGGAAACGGAACGGCCGCCGCCGGAUCUAGUCAAGACCACGAUGAGGAUCUUCGAGAGCUCCGCGAGGAAGCUGAAGCCCAAGGGUGAGGUCGCCGCGAAGGUCGCUACCUUCAAGACCAUCAAUGACACGUUCAAGGCACAAACGCAGACGCAGAAGAAGCUGGCGCAGAAGCCACCGUUGCAGCCGAAACCUUUCGUCAACGGCGGUGCUCGUGCCGCGGGCGUCGUCGUCGUCGUCGGUUCCCCGACGAAGAAGAUCGUGCUGCCGCACAAACCGACCGCGGAACUCAUCGAGACGCAGGACGGCAAGGAGGAAUACCAUAUAGACGGCGUCGUCACGGAACCGAUCGCGCAAUCGGUGUCCUCGGUAGUGAGCAAGUUCCAGCAGAUCGAGAAGUCACACUCGCCCUCCCCGUCGCCGGAGCCCUCGGGCUACAAGCUCAAGUUCUCGCCGGCGAACAGCCCGGAACCGCCGCCGCCGUCGCAGACCUCCAGCAGAUCCAAGCUCGCUACUCUCGAGAUCACCGUCAAGUCACCGCCUGUCACGCCAGUGCUCUCGCCGAGGAUCCUGUCGCCCCGACUUCCAAGCUCGCCGUCGCCGGUCAAAGAUAUCAGACAGGCCACCCAGCUGAGUCCCUCCUCUCCCGUCAAGGACUCGAUCCGCAUUCAGAUCCCGAGUCCGCUUCACAAACCGCCGCUACCGCCGAGUCCCGUCAAAGGGGAAUCCGCGAAGACGGAGGCGGAAUCCAAAGUCGUUCGUCCGCAAAUCGAGACUCCCAGAACGAACGUCGAAAGUCCCAGCAGACAAGCACGUCUGCUUGCGGAAUCGUCAUCCGGCAAUGUGGCGGAAUGGAAGGAAGAAGACGCGAAGUCGAGCCGCGUCGCGUUCAACGACGGCGAGAAGAACGUCGACGAGGAGAUCGUCGACGGGCCGAGAACCAUCUCCAAGAUCGCCCUGGACAAUAUCGGCAAAGCCGGCACGACGAUGCAGUUCGACUUCGGCGACAAGUCCACGAACGACAAGAGUCACUUACCGGGCGCGAAGCAGAACGGUCAAAAGUCGACGGACGACGAGCCAUUGCCAGAGGAGGAUCAGUGCAUCAAGACGGAAUGUAAGGGCAAGGUGAUAGGUGGUGCACCUGCCAGCGUUGUGACCUGCAAAGCAUCGCCGAGAUUGCAGGAGAGGCUCGAGCCUGAGGAGGACGGCGACGACGUCGAGGAGAAGCUGAUCGUACCGGAGAAUAAACCCAUCGGCGCCAUUUGCAGCUUGGGUUUGAUCAAAACCGUGAUGACAACCAUAACGACGACGACGACGACAUCACCACCCUCGGCGACGUAUUCACAGAGCAACAACGAGGCGAAGACGAUAAUACGGUGUCAGCAGAAAAGCGAGUUCUCGCCGCCGCAGAAGCAGAUCGGCAUCAUACGGCCGCUCGUCUCGACGAAGGCACAGCAUCCGCAGCAGAAUCUGAGCAAUCGCGAGCUCGAGAAGAAUCUGAUCAAUCGAGUCAAGAGUAUCGAACAGCCGACCAAAGUGGUGGUGAGCCUGAAGAGCGCCGACGAGAUACAACCUGCGAAGAAGACGAGCCCUGGAGGUGGUGGCGGCGGCGGCGGCGGUGGCGGUGGCGGCGGUCUCUGGGACACGAAACCGUGGAAUCAGCAGAACAACACGAUGGUAUUUAACUUCAGUAAUCGAAAGGACGUGCCGGAUUACAUAGAGAACGACGGCCUCAUCAUUAGGAGAAAGCGGGAUAAGCCGAAGGUUGGUGAUGGUGGCAUUAUAGUGCUUGAUGCUACUUUAGAUGCAUCUACGACCGAUGAUGCUGAGUGGGAAAUCUCUGGGGGUCCACCGUCGCCCUGUGAUGUGUCGUUUCUCAACGACAAUAUUCUCAUUAAUGGCCGCAGCAAUCUCUCGAGGACGCCACGAAAUCAUAAGCAUCGAAUACAGUUCGACGACACCGCCACACGUACCUUCGAAUACCCGAGCGAAGCGUCGAUCCUCGAAGGCGAGACCAGCAGCGUGGACGGCGAAACUUCCAGUUCCGUAAUCGAGCAACAUUCUACGCCGAGUAACAACAAAAUCUCUUCAGCACCAAGCUCGACAACGAAUAUGCCGUCUCUUCUCGGUGGAGGUGGACUAGCCAGUUACACUCCUAGCAAAGUGGAUCUGACGUCGGAAGGCUUCGAGCUUGGUAUCACCAGGGCUAUACUGAUGGUUCCGACCCCAGCUGCAACAACAACAACCGAGCAAACCGAGAAUGCAAGCGAAAUGGAAUACUUGAGACCGGCUCAGGACGCAGGCGCUUGGGGCUCUGAGACUACCGGCGAUCUUCUUUAUUGAAAAGAACUGCAGAAUGGUGUUUUAUCAUUUACAAGCUCAACGUCCCUCCGCGAUAGAAUGAACGAACGAACGAAAUGAGAAUGAAACUUAUAAGGCUAAUAUUAAGUAUUCCUUUUUUCCUAGCGGCGAGAAGAUCGCAAAAAAAAAACUAUACAAAUGCAAAAGAAUCAAUAUAUUAUAAUAAACUUUAAUAAAAAAAAAAAAAGAUUUACGACAAAUGCUCACGUAAGUAUAUAAAGCGAAUUUUUCAUAGAAGACAGGUUUAGAUGUUCGCGUUCAUGACCGGACGAUAUGUUGGAUCACAGUUAAGUUAUCGUCAAAUGCACAUUAAAUUAAGAAUUUUUUUAAUUAUAAAAGAAAUCAAAAGCGCAAUCUCCGCUCAUGAACGCGCCGAGUAUUAAAAGCGAAGUUUAUUUAGAUGAUUAAGUAAAAACUAACAGUAUCAUUCCAAGUAUAUGCAUUUACUUUGUAUCGUUACACUAUGUCAAAUCAGCGAACUUACACAAUGAAUCAUCGAAACUGCCAAGAUACGCUAUAUAGUGCUGCUUUUUUUAUAAUAGCACUUGAAAGAAAGAGCUCGGCGACUGAUAUUCUGUUGCUUAAGAGAAAAAAAAUAAAAAGAGCAUAUCAUCUUUCUGGCAUACUUUAUAAGAUAGAACAUAAUAAAUCGACGAGAGAAUCAAGUUUUGUAACCUUUUUGAGAUUACUUUAAUGCUAAGCUGUGAGUGUUCAAGCUGCCAGUAAAAGGCCAGACUUUUAUGCGAGUUUUUUUUGUAAAAAAAAAAAAAAGGCAAACGGUUGGAUGUCUUUGAGAUUUAAUUGGAGGGGGAAAAUGUUCGGGAAAAAAAAACAACUCGAGUUUAGAUUUGUAAACGUUUUUGCCAAAGUAGAACGUAAGUUUACUUAGUAUAUUUAAUAAUGUAUAUGUACAAUAAGUGUUCCAGUUCAACAAAACUGUAAGAAUUGUAAAUUUCAAAGCACAUCGUCAUUUAUACCGAAUGUAUGGCAGAUCAUACUACGCCUUGCAAAUGCGAAGAUAAGCCAUUACACAUGCUGUAAGACAUGUCUUUUCAUAUUGAGUUUGCAUUUAUUUUUCAAGAAUCAUAAAAUUAGCUUUUCCGCAUAGAAGUUGCAUAGAUGAAAACGGCGGUUUAACGUUAAUUAUUAAUUUUAAGGAAAUUGAAUUUUGUAAAUACUAAAUUAUUGUGGGUCUAUAAGAGCCAUCCAAGAUAAGUUAAUCGAGUCACGAAAGAGUUUGAGAAAAAAAUUACAUUACUUUUUUGUAUUAAUUUUGUCCUUUUUUCUUUUGUGUUAAUUUCUUCUAUCUAUGAAGCACAUCUCGGAUGCGUACCAUGGAUAAUCGAAAAUAUUGUUUUGAAUCGUGUAGGUGUAGGUAUUUAAUAAUAAUGUAUGAUUGUAACGAUAUGUAGUUAAUAUGAUUUUAUGACUUGGACAGUGGACUGAUUCAAGCAAGAAAACGCGAUAAAAAGAUAAUUUAUUACGAAGGUGAAUUAAAAGUAAACUGCUGCUGCGUUUUGUUAGAAUUUCAAAUGUAUUUACUUUAUUUAGAUGCUGUACCAGUUCACCGAAUAGUUUACGAUGUACCAUUGUUUGAAAGACUUGUUUUGUGUCACAGCGUUGUGUCUUACACUGUGAUAUUUUUGUUAAUCUUUUCUAGUAUAAAACAUAAUUUCCAAUUAUUCGUCAGACCCAAGUUAUUGAUACUCUUUGUAUCUUGUUGCUAUAAUACACGAGCAUUAUA